AUGGAAGAAAUUGAGUCUCAAGACUUGGCUUCACAGGACAUUCCUCAAGAAACCCCUGCUAAAGACGUAUUCAUUGCGCCCUCCAUUCACGGACAAGCCAUUCUCGCUGGAGCAUCUUACACACAUCAUUCCCCGAUCCCCGAAGUUGUAUCUCGGAAUCUCUCAACAGAGUGUAUCCUGGGUGUCGAUGAGGCGGGCAGAGGCCCAGUACUCGGUCCUAUGGUCUACGGUCUAUUCUACCUUCCACUUAUACAACACCGAUCACUUCUCGCCCAGACACAUCACUUUGAUGACUCCAAAGUCCUCACUCCAACUUUUCGCUCCUCACUUAUGAAAGCUCUUUGCACUCCUGGCACCGAUCUUUAUCAAAAUUGUGGGUGGGCAACAAGGGUCAUGUCAGCCCGCGACAUAGGCUCUGGUAUGCUCAAGCCCGCGGGAACCUACAAUCUGAAUGCUCAGGCAAUGGACGCAACCAUCGACCUCAUAAAAGAUGUUUUUGCAAAGGGAAUCAAUGUUCGAGAGAUCUACAUCGAUACGAUUGGAAAUCCUGCGAUGUACCAGAAGAAGCUGGAACGCAUCUUUCCAACAACAAUGAUCACCGUCGCUAAGAAAGCUGAUUCACUUUACCCUUGCGUUUCAGCUGCUUCCGUAUGCGCCAAAGUCACCAGAGAUGCUGCGCUCGAAGUCUGCUAUCAGACUUACGCAUCUGCCGCUGAUGCACCAGAAGAACCGCAAGCAGCUGCAGAAGGCUGGGGAUCCGGGUACCCGUCAGAUGCAAGAUGCACAACAUGGCUAAAAGGGCAUAUGAAUCCCGUGUUUGGUUGGGGCAGUGAGUGCCGAUUCAGCUGGAGUACGGCCAAAGAUCUGCUCGAAGCCAAGGGUACCGGUACCAAAGUCGAUUGGCCGGUGGAAGAUGACGAGCAAGGCAUGCGGGUGACUGACUUCUUCUCGACUACAGCAGACGAUGGAAUAGAUAAAGAAUCUAAUGAGCUCGCGAGUUGGUUUGGCAGGCCUGUUGCCGAAGAGGUCUUUUGA
Messenger RNA from Letharia columbiana, 1035 nucleotides. RefSeq lists its product as uncharacterized. NCBI's taxonomy places the organism in Eukaryota, Fungi, Ascomycota, Lecanoromycetes, Lecanorales, Parmeliaceae. Gene Ontology annotation, biological process: mismatch repair; DNA replication, removal of RNA primer. The transcript has 2 exons. The record is from RefSeq and is a predicted model, not a curated record. Gene Ontology annotation, molecular function: RNA binding; RNA-DNA hybrid ribonuclease activity. Bases 1 to 1035 code for a protein of 344 amino acids. Gene Ontology annotation, cellular component: ribonuclease H2 complex.